AAAAGAAUUUGUUAAUAAAAAGGAGUUUCCAAUGUUUCACAAUUUAUCAAUACGAUUUUUUAAAUACAAAUGUUGAUUAACGAUGGCCACAUUAGGCCUUUCAAAAGUCUUCAUACUGGAUAAAUAUUUUACGGAAUUACAAAAAUUUUGGGAGACGGAGAAGAAGUUGCAGGACGCCUCAUCAUCCAAUGAGGCUGUACACCUACAACAACGACUCAAGAGUCUCAGUACCGAAUUAGUUACAUUGCGAAAUCGUUUGCAUGUGGGCCAAGGCCAAAGUACAACAGCAACUGGAACAGGAACAUUAACAAAUGGCAAUGCAACAAAUUUAUCACAGCAGCAGCAGCAACAACAGCAAUUGGGCCCCCUAACAACGGGUCUAGAACUGAAUGCAUCAAGUCCAAAUCUAAAUAUUAAUAACAAUAACAAUAGUAAUAGCAAUAAUAAUUUAAGCCAUAACAACAACAGCAAUAACAAUAGUAAUAAUCAAUUUAACAACUUUGCCACAAAUGGCAAUAACUUAGUACAACAACAACAACAGCAGCAGCAACAACAACAGCAGCAAUUACAUCAACAACAGCAAUCACAAAUACAACAUGGUUCAAUAUAUCCCACAUUAAAUAAUAGUAAUAGUAACAACAGCAACAAUAGCAACAGCAACAACAACAAUACCACUACCACCAAUAACAAUAAUAAUAACAAUAAUUGUAGUAAUAAUGUUAAUUUAACAACCACUAAUACCGCCCAACAUCAUAAUCAUCACCAACAGCAACAACAACAGCAAUCACAUCAUCAACCACCAUCACAACAACAGCAACAACAUCAUAAUAAUAAUCAUACUUCAUCAUCUGUUAUAAAUACCAAUUCUGCCACAUCUAUUCUAAAUAAUAAUAACAACAAUCAUAAAAAUUCACAUCAUUUGUUUAGUCAUACCUUGCCACAUAAUUCGACAACCACAUCGGGUAUUGUUUCAUCACGAAAUACAUCCAUACCACAUCCACUGCCCCAUCAGAUCAAUGAAAAAGUUUCUUCAGCCGCCCAUCAUUUUAUGGGUUCAAUUGUAAUGCCUGUCAUACCACCACCGACAUCGAUGACACACUCCUCGAACACUCUACCUAUGCGAUCAUCGACACAUUCAUCACAUCUACACCACCAACAACAACAGCAGCAGCAACAACAACAACAACACCAUCAUCACCACCACCAGCCAUCGUAUCAUCAACAGACACAACAGCAUCAACACCAGCAACAUCAAUAUCAACAUCAGCCCAACCAAUUGCCCUUCAUACCCAUACAAAAGCACUUGAAUCCAUGUCAUGGCAUCAAUACUCUCCCCAUGGGUUUCACCAAUUCCAACAUUGUUGGCAGCAUACACAAUGUCAAUCGUUCGAAUCAGUAUGCAAAUCAAUUGAAUCACUCAACCAAUGGCAACUCGCAACACAAACAACCCUACGAAUUGGAAGAUCUAAUACAUCUAUCGGGACCACUGACUGAAGAUGCUGUAAUGCGAACUCUGCAGGCGAGAUUUAAUGAGAACUGCUAUUUUUCCAAUGUUGGUCCCAUUUUACUCUCCAUCAAUCCAUAUCUAAAUGUGGGCAAUCCCCUGACAUUAUCAUCCACCCGUUCAUUUCCCUUGGCUCCUCAGCUGCGCAAAAUCGUUCAAGAAGCCGUACGUCAACAAGCCGAAACGGGUUAUCCACAGGCCAUCAUAUUGUCAGGCACUUCGGGGGCUGGCAAAACCCAUUGCUCCAUGCUGUUGUUGCGCCAACUGUUUGCUGUGGCCGGUGGUGGUCCUGAAACAGAUGCCUUUAAACAUUUAGCUGCCGCUUUUACAGUAUUACGUUCCUUAGGUUCGGCCAAAACUUCUACGAAUUCGGAAUCCAGUCGUAUUGGCCAAUUUAUCGAGGUCCAGGUGACCGAUGGUGCUCUAUAUCGCACUAAAAUCCAUUGUUAUUUUCUGGAUCAGACGCGUGUUAUAAGACCUUUGCCCAAGGAGAAAAACUAUCAUAUUUUCUAUCAAAUGUUGGCCGGUUUGAGUCGAGAAGAACGUGUUAAAUUGAAUUUGGAGGGUUAUUCACCCCUGAAUUUACGCUACUUACAACAUGGUGACAUUUCACAAAACGAUCAGGAAGAUUCGGCUCGUUUUCAGGCCUGGAAAACUUGUUUAGGUAUAUUGGGCAUACCUUUUCUGGAUGUGGUUCGUGUUUUGGCUGCCGUUUUGUUGUUGGGAAAUGUACAGUUUAUUGAUGGGCAGAGCCUGGAAGUGGAUGUUAAAGGUGAAACAGAAUUAAAUGCUGUUGCCAGUUUGCUUGGUGUACCACCAGCCGCACUGUUUCGUGGUCUAACCACACGCACACACAAUGCUCGUGGCCAAUUAAUUAAAUCGGUGUGUGAUGCCAACAUGUCAAAUAUGACGCGUGAUUGUUUGGCUAAAGCUUUGUACUGUCGCACAGUGGCCACAAUUGUGCGCCGAGCAAAUAGUUUAAAACGUUUGGGUUCCACGUUGGGCACAUUGAGUUCAGACUCAAAUGAAUCGGUACACAAUCAAGGAGAUGUGGCUUCUCAGCAUGCCUCUACUAUUGGUGGUAACUCGGGCUCGAAAUCCAUGGCUGCCUUAAAUAAUGCCGUGCGUCAUGCUACAGAUGGCUUCAUUGGAAUAUUAGAUAUGUUUGGCUUUGAGGAACCUUCGCCGCAUGCCCAAUUGGAACAUUUAUGCAUUAAUUUGUGUGCCGAAACCAUGCAGCAUUUCUAUAAUACUCAUAUAUUUAAAAGUUCGGUGGAAUCGUGUCGUGAUGAGGGCAUUGUCUGCGAUACCGAAGUGGAUUAUGUGGAUAAUGUCCCCUGCAUAGAUUUAAUAUCCUCGCUGCGCACGGGAUUGCUUAGCAUGCUGGAUGCAGAAUGUGCAGCUCGUGGUACCGCCGAAAGUUAUGUGGCCAAAAUCAAGGUGCAACAUCGCAGUUCACCGCGUUUGGAGAUAAAACAUACCACCGAACCUCAUGAUCCUCGCAUGUAUAUGAUACGCCAUUUUGCUGGUCGUGUGGAAUAUGAUGCUACUGAUUUUUUGGACACCAAUCGUGAUGUGGUGCCGGAUGAUUUAGUGGCCGUAUUUUAUAAACAUACUUGCAAUUUUGGUUUUGCCACACACCUAUUUGGUUCCGAAUUAAAAGCUUUAUAUGCUCUACAAAGUGUGCCGCGGGGUUUGAGUUUUCGCAUUGCGCCCACUUCUCAUACAGAUCUGCUGAAUGGUGAUGAACCCGUUUCUACUUUGACGCAAGACUUCCAUACACGUUUGGAUAAUCUGUUGCGUACACUGGUUCAUGCUCGUCCUCAUUUUGUGCGCUGUAUACGCAGUAAUUCUUCCGAAGCGGCUGGCUGUUUUGAGCGUAUGACCGUGGUUAAACAGAUACGCUCCUUACAAGUCCUGGAAACUGUAAAUCUAAUGGCUUCUGGUUUUCCUCAUCGCAUGCGUUUCAAACAGUUUAAUGCUCGUUAUCGCAUGUUGGCUCCCUUCCAUCUGAUACGCCGUAAUGAAGAUAAAAUGGAGGAAUGUUGCAAUAUCAUUCUGCAAUAUGCCAUGGAAAAUCCGCCUGUUGUGGAGGGCUCCGUUACGUUGGCUUGGGCUCCCGGUAAACGUCAUGUGUUCUUAAGCGAGGGUAUACGUCAGCAUUUAGAACAUUUGCGCACGGAGAUUCGUAAUAAGAGUGCCACUUUGGUACAGGCCACUUGGCGUGGUUGGCAGUGGCGCAAGAAAAUGGGUGGAGUUAAGCAGAGAACGCGUACAAAUGGUGGUGGAGUAUUAAUGAUGUCCUCGUCAAAACUUCAAAAAGCACAUGCUAAUAAUAACACGCUUGGAGUGGGAGCUUCUAAUGCAGUUGUUGCUGCUGCAGCAGCAGCGGCGGCCGCCGCUACUUUAACAACUUCACUACCGCGUUUGUCGGCGAAAACCACAAAUCUGGGUACAGUUACAAGGCCCAGACCACAGCCUAUAGCGGGCACUCCACCACCGGAUCCCAAUGAAAAAUGUGACACAAAGAUAAUACAGCAAACUUGUUCUCUAUUUGCAGGAACGUCCACCCCCUGUGCCACCGUCACGCAACUACACUGUCACCGGCAAUACAAAACUAUGUUUUCCACAAAAUCGUAUUAUGAAAAUGAAUUUCCCUGAGGACACGAUUACAAAUCCGCCCACCGAACAAUUGAAAAAAGGUGAAAGUGUAACGGUAGUUGGUGCCUCAACAUGUCGUGGUCAUUUGAUAGUCGAGCACAAAGGACAAAAUUUCCAUGUACCGUUUCAGUACAUGGAAUUGG
Molecule: messenger RNA, 4308 nt
Organism: Calliphora vicina (urban bluebottle blowfly)
Lineage: Eukaryota; Metazoa; Arthropoda; Insecta; Diptera; Calliphoridae
Product: myosin-G heavy chain-like
Exons: 8
Coding region: 83-4165 (1360 amino acids)
Biological process (GO): actin filament organization; vesicle transport along actin filament
Cellular component (GO): vesicle; cytoplasm; actin cytoskeleton
Molecular function (GO): actin filament binding; cytoskeletal motor activity; ATP binding
Source: RefSeq, a predicted model, not a curated record